Messenger RNA from Mollisia scopiformis, 917 nucleotides. RefSeq lists its product as uncharacterized. The record is from RefSeq and is a predicted model, not a curated record. Gene Ontology annotation, molecular function: arylformamidase activity. The transcript is spliced from 6 exons. Bases 51 to 917 code for a protein of 288 amino acids. NCBI's taxonomy places the organism in Eukaryota, Fungi, Ascomycota, Leotiomycetes, Helotiales, Mollisiaceae.
CAGCAUACACAAACUUACCUAUCCCUCAUCCACCCAAAAUCAUCACAAUCAUGCACCCAAAAGCUCCUUCUUUCGACUCCCUCCCUCUCGAAAAAGAUGGACCACGAGGCAAUGCAUGGGGCCUCUACGGCACCAUAGACGAGCUCGGAAUGCUCAACCGCCUCACCCCCGAAAAUACCCUCGCCGCCAUGAAAGAAGCCGUGCACGGAAUCCGUAUAUCGACAGACUCGCCUCUCGAUCGACCCAAACAUAUCCAUCACAAACAUCCAAGGACAGUCAAUGAUGAUAUUUUGACUUUGAAUACCCAAUCCAGUUCGCAGUGGGAUGGAUUCCGGCAUUUCGGAUACCAAGAUCACAAGGACUAUUUCAACGGGUGCCAACAGAAAGAUAUCCAAAACUCCACGAGAAACGGCACUCACACCUGGGUCGACCACGGCGGCAUCGUCGGCCGCGGCGUCCUCCUCGACUACUUCACCUGGGCCACCUCCCGCAACACCACACCCCCCACCCCACUCUCCAGCACCGAAAUCACCGUAGCAGACCUGCUCGCCGGCUACGUGUCCGCCCUAGACGCCCUGUCCGCGAGCGAGGCCGAAGCGUACGCGGCCACGCAGCCGCAUCCCGCUAUCGGGCUCCGGAGCUGUGAGGAGAGCUUGCGGUGGAUUUGGGAGAGCGGGUUUGCGGCGAUGGCGGGGGAUAUGCCGGCGUUUGAAGCGUUGCCGUUUCAGAGUACAGAGUAUUGGAUGCACGAGUGGAUGCUUGCGCGGUGGGGGUUGCCGAUUGGGGAGUUAUUUGAUUUGGAGAGGUUGGCGGAGGAGUGUAGACGGGUGGAGAAGUGGAGUUUUUUCUUUAGUAGUGUUCCUUUGAAGGUUCCGGGUGGUGUGGCUAGUCCUCCAACUGGGGUGGCAAUCUUGUGA